Molecule: messenger RNA, 1488 nt
Organism: Caenorhabditis remanei
Lineage: Eukaryota; Metazoa; Nematoda; Chromadorea; Rhabditida; Rhabditidae
Exons: 8
Coding region: 1-1488 (495 amino acids)
Biological process (GO): amino acid transmembrane transport
Cellular component (GO): membrane
Molecular function (GO): L-amino acid transmembrane transporter activity
Source: RefSeq, a predicted model, not a curated record
AUGGCGGCGGAAAACGAGCCUCUGAAAUCGAAAGAAAUAGAAGAACAACCGAAAAAUGGAGAAGAAGAAGGAGGAGAUGGAAAAGGACUCGCCAAAUCACUGACACUUUUCAAUGGAGUUUCUAUUAUUGUUGGAUGUAUUAUUGGAUCUGGAAUCUUUGUUUCUCCGACGGGAGUUCAAGAACAAGCCGGAUCAGUUGGUCUCUCCCUCCUCGUUUGGCUCGUCUCGGGUAUCUUCACUGCAAUCGGAGCAUAUUGUUACGCUGAAUUAGGAACUCUUAUCAAGAAAUCAGGAGGAGAUUAUGCAUAUAUUAUGGAGGCAUUCGGACCAUUCGUUGCAUUCAUUCGUCUCUGGAUUGAAGCAAUCGUAGUCAGACCGUGUACUGUAACCAUUGUUGCAUUGACUUUUGCAAUUUAUGGACUCCGCCCAUUCUUCCCGGAUUGUGCUCCACCAGAUGGAGUGGCUACUCUUUUGGCAAUUUUAUUGAUUGUUCUGAUGACUGCCAUCAAUUGUGUCUCCGUUCGUCUGGCUACAAUUGUUCAAGAUUGGUUCACAAUUGCUAAAGUUGUUGCAUUGAUUCUUAUCAUUCUCACUGGUCUCUAUCUCCUUAUCUUUGGAGAAUCUCAAUACAAGGACUCAUUUGAAAACCUCUUCGAGAAUACUUCUCAAGAUUUCACAAAAGUUUCACUGGCUUUCUAUUCUGGACUAUUCGCUUAUUCCGGAUGGAACUUCUUGAAUUUCAUUGUUGAGGAGUUGCAAAAUCCAAAAAGAAAUCUUCCACUUGCCAUUGCCAUCUCCAUCACCACGUGUACCGUAAUCUACGUACUCACCAACGUGGCUCUCUACACUGCUAUCUCUCCAGAUGAAAUGCUAGAAUCUCCAGCUGUCGCCGUUCUUUUCGCCAACAAACUCUACGGAAGAUUCGCAUUCAUCAUGCCACUCUGUGUUGCCUGCUCAACAAUCGGAUCAGCCAACGGAGUCAUUUUCACUUCUUCUAGACUUUUCUAUUCUGGAGCACGUGAAGGACAAAUGCCAGUUGUGUUGACUAUGAUCAAUAAGCAUACUAGAACUCCAAUUCCUGCUGUAAUUCUUACUGGAGCACUCUCGAUUGCUUAUCUGUUGGCAUCGAAGGACGUGUAUCAGUUGAUUAAUUACAUUCAGAUCAGUUACUGGCUUGCCAUAGGAACCGCCAUCGCCGCUCUCUUCUGGCUUCGUAAAACAAUGCCAGAUGCUCCAAGACCAAUCAAAGUUCCACUCAUCUGGCCAAUUAUUUUCAUUCUUGGAUGCGCUGCUCUCGUUUUUAUUCCAAUUUUCGCUGCACCAAGAGAUACAGGAAUCGGUCUUCUCAUCAUGCUCUCCGCUGUUCCAGUCUAUGUGAUUUUCAUCGGAUGGAAGAAUAAGCCAAAGUUUUUCAAUGAUUUCGUUGAUGGCACAACAAUCUUCAUCCAGAAGUUGUUCAUGGUCGUCGACGAUGAAAAGGAGGAUUAA